AUGGCGCCGCCACUAUGCCCGCGCCUCGACGUCGUGGCCGCCUCCGCCGCCGCGCUUCUCGGCGUUCUUCUCGCCACAGCCUCGGCCGCCCUCGCCGGCGGCGGGACGGGAGGAUACGCCCGCGUGUUCAGCUUCGGCGACUCGCUCACCGACACCGGGAACGCGCUGCGCCUCCCGUGCACCGGCGGCGGCGGCCCCGCCAGCCGCCCGCCCUACGGCGAGACCUUCUUCCGCCGCCCCACCGGCCGCGCCUCCGACGGCCGCCUCGCCGUCGACUUCGUCGUGGAGGCGCUGCGGCUGCCGCACCCGGCGCCGUACCUCGCCGCUGCCGGCAAGACGGCGGCGGGCUUCGACCACGGCGUGAACUUCGCGGUGGCCGGGUCGACGGCGCUCUCGCCGGAGUUCUACGCGGGCAGGGGUCUCAAGCCGUUCGUGCCGGUCUCUCUCGCCAACCAGACCAUCUGGUUCCACAACGUCGUGCAGCUUCUUGGAUCUUCAGAUCACGAUCGGAGGAAGGUCAUGGCGAGCUCGCUGUUCAUCGUCGGAGAGAUCGGGGUGAACGACUACCUGGUCUCCCUCGUCGGGAACCUCACCGUCGGCGAGGUCGAGUCCUUCGUGCCGCACAUCGUCGGCGCCAUCCGGUCCGUCGUGAACGAGGUGAUCGCCGCCGGAGCGACGACGGUGGUGGUGCCGGGGAUGAUACCGCUCGGCUGCGAGCCGCAGCUGCUCGCCCUCUACCAAGGCGGUGCUGGCAGCUCCGACGCCGGCGACUACGACCCCAGGUCCGGCUGCAUGGCGCGGCUGAACGGCCUCGCCGAGCGCCACAACCGCGAGCUGCGCUGCGCCGUCGCGGAGCUCCGCCGCGCGCACUGGGGCACGUCGACGUCCGUCGUCUACGCCGACCUCUACCGCGCCGUCACCGACAUCGUCGUCUCGCCGGGCAGGUACGGCUUCGGGGACAUGCCGCUGGAGGCCUGCUGCGGCGGCGCCGGCUCGUACAACUUCAACGUGACGGCGUUCUGCGGCGCCUCGGGGGCGACGGCGUGCGCGGACCCGUCGGUGUACGUGUCGUGGGACGGGGUGCACUUCACGGAGGCGGCCAACAGGCACAUCGCCUGCGCCAUGCUGAAGGUGCGCCCCGCCGGCGCCGCGCCGCCGGGCAUGGCAACGUCGACGACGUGGCCGGCGGCGGCGGAGGCUGGACGUAGGAGGAUCGGGUGCUGA
Messenger RNA from Oryza brachyantha (malo sina), 1224 nucleotides. RefSeq names its product GDSL esterase/lipase At1g28600-like. The record is from RefSeq and is a predicted model, not a curated record. Gene Ontology annotation, molecular function: hydrolase activity, acting on ester bonds. The transcript has 4 exons. Bases 1 to 1224 code for a protein of 407 amino acids. Lineage: Eukaryota; Viridiplantae; Streptophyta; Magnoliopsida; Poales; Poaceae.